UAAAAUUCACUAACCCAAACCAAACCCAACCAAAUUUCACCCAGUCACGGAUCAUAUGACAACCAAAACCAAAAAAUUGAAACAAAUGUUAUGUCACCCCACUUAGCGGUCGAGUAACUUUUUUCCUCUUAGCCUAACCAAAACCAAAAGUCCCACACACACAAACAGCUAAUUUUGAUGAUGACGAUGAUAAUAACAAAGAAAAAUAAGAUUGUUGAUGGGCAUCAUAGUCAGAGAGGUGUGGACCUCUCCACCCUACGGCGCACAUUAGCCUUUACUUCCUUCUCACCUAAGCGGUGGUCGUCUCCUCAUCCACCCACGUCACCUAAUCCUGCCGCACCACCCUCUUUAACCCAUCUCCUCACCAUGUCACAUUAUAACAACUACUACUUUUCUUUCUCUCUCUAUCUCUUUUCCUCCACCACCUUACACCACCCUCCUCAACAACCUAAAUAUUAUUAUUAUUAUUCAUAACUUUCUCUCUUACCCCCCCUCUCUCUAUCCUACGCCAUGGCUUCUUCACCAACUGACUCCAAUCCACCAUCCGCCGUUCCUCUCCCUCUCUCCUUACCUGCUCCACCACCACCACCAACAACAACAACCUCUUCCCGCCGUCUUCCUCCUCCUUGCUGGACACCAGAAGAAACAUCUGCCUUAAUCGAUUCAUAUCGUGACAAAUGGUAUUCUCUUGGCCGUACGAAUCUCAAAGCAAUUCAUUGGCAAGAAGUUGCUGACGCCGUUACCGCUAAGUGCCCUAACGCUUCACCGACACACAAAACCGCCGUUCAGUGCCGUCAUAAAAUGGAAAAAUUACGUAAACGUUACCGAUCUGAGAUCCAACGGCUUAGAUCUCUUCCUGUUCCCAGAUCUCGUUCUUCUUCUUCUUGGGUUCAUUUUAAAUCUAUGGAUUCUAUGGAAAAAGGUCCUUCUCCUCCGCCGAUGAAAAUUGAAAACCCUAAUCAUCUUAAUCACCGUGAAACCCUAAUUGAUAACGAUGAUCUUGACGAUGAUGAUCUUUACGAGGAACUUAGAAGUGCUGCUGGUGGUGGAUCUGGAAAUAGCAGGAGUAUCGAUAAACUCUACCGGAAUGGAGUUUCCGGUGGUGGUGGUCCUCCCGGUGGUGGUUUUCGUAUCAGGAUUCCGAGUGGCGUUAGCGUGGCGCAAACUUUCAUCGGUAACCAUCUUCAGAAAAUGAUUGAUAACCGAUCGGGUUCGGAAUCUGGUUCUCGGAUCAAUGGCGGUGGAAUGAGGCUUAAUAAAGAGAGAGUUGGAUUGGGGAAGAGAGAGAGGGAGAGAGAGGUAGAGAGAGAAAAAGAUCCAAUUGGUGAAAUGGUGAAUGCUAUUAAGGUUUUGAGAGAUGGGUUUGUGAGAAUGGAGCAAAUGAAAAUGGAGAUGGCUAGAGAGAUUGAAACCAUGCGUAUGGAGAUGGAGAUGAAGCGUACUGAAAUGAUUCUUGAGUCUCAGCAGAAGAUUGUUGAAGCUUUUGCGAAAGCAGUUUCGGAGAAGAACAAGAAGAGGAAACUGCAUAAGGGUAAUAGUAACAACAAUAACAAUAGCAACACCAAUAACAACAUAGCUUCACCCUCAGAAUCGUAGAUAAAUCUAUAAUCGAUAGUUAUGAUAAUAAAGAUUGGUACUUUUUUGAUUAUGUGUUUGCAUUUCACCCCAUGACCAUGAGAUAAAAUCAUGCUUGUUUUAGCUAGGUUUAUAUAAUGAUGUUGCUAUAUUCAUCUGUGAUCGCUCUUUUUUUUAUUUUGUUUCUGGUAAAUUUUGGAACAUGAUUAGUUUUAGAUUAUGAUGUAUUGUCCGGUGAAUUUAGUAGCGUUUUAGUGUUUGGUUUUUUCUUUCUUUCUAGUGGUAAAUCAUGUUGCUGCCUUGUAUUUAAAUUAUAAUAUGAUGAUUUGACUCGAGGAACAUAGUUUCAUAUUAAUCAUGUAUGGAAUCUCUUGAUGAUAUUAUGAACUUUAUGUUAUGUUUA
Molecule: messenger RNA, 1978 nt
Organism: Trifolium pratense (red clover)
Lineage: Eukaryota; Viridiplantae; Streptophyta; Magnoliopsida; Fabales; Fabaceae
Product: trihelix transcription factor ASIL2-like
Exons: 1
Coding region: 511-1596 (361 amino acids)
Cellular component (GO): nucleus
Molecular function (GO): transcription cis-regulatory region binding
Source: RefSeq, a predicted model, not a curated record